CGUUUUACUAUGUGACUUUGUGCAGAAUUCGUACUAAGUACAACUCAAUACGAUGAUGGUUGUUGACUUGCCAUGUAUACCCUUCCAAACAAGCAGCCAACUUGUACAAAUUGACAAAAAUUCCAAGUAAUCCUUCGUUUUAUAAUUAUAAAGAUUGGAUUUUGUUAAUCAACUGCUGACUGAAAAAUUUAUCAUAAAUAUUUAGAUGACACGGAAUUAUGGCAUUUUCAUUGACGCUGGUUCAAGCGGAUCACGACUGCAAGUUUAUUCAUGGACGUUUUCCAAAGAUGCAGACUCAAAACAGAAAACUAGUCUUCCGCUGAUAGAACUUGGGGAUGGUAAUGAAGGAGACUGGUCCAUCAAAGUACAACCGGGCAUAUCCUCAUUUGAACAAAGACCAAAGGAGGUUGGACAGAAACACAUAGAAAAGCUGCUUGAUCAUGCUGAAAAGGUCAUUCCGAAAGAUAAGCAUAAAAGCACGCCCGUGUUCUUAAGUGCCACGGCUGGUAUGCGCCUUCUACCUCCGAAAACGCAAAAAAAAAUAAUGUAUAAUGCAUGUCAGUACAUAAAAGACGAAUAUGAUUUUGCACUUCCUGAUUGUGAAUCCAUGAUUCGGGUUAUUGACGGGAGAGCUGAAGGUGUGUACGGUUGGUUGGCAACAAACUAUUUGCUUGGAAAUCUUGAUUCGCCUUCUGAAUCUUCAACAGGAUUUUUGGAUAUGGGAGGUGCAAGUGCACAGAUUGCCUUUGAAGUUUCCCCCGAAGUACAAAAGGACUACAAUGAUAGCAUCAGUACGGUAUUUUUAGGUUUGGAUAAUGGUGAACAGAGAGGUUAUCCUCUUUUUGUUACUACUUGGCUUGGUUUUGGUACAAGCCAAGCAUAUAAUAGGUAUUUAAAUUCUUUAAUUGAAGAAAAUCGCAGUUCUCCUUCCGAUAUUAUUGAGGAGCCCUGCUCACUUCGCGGGAGACAGUAUUCCAAAGAUGGACAUUCUUUCCUCGGUACUGGCGAUCUGCAACUAUGCCUGAAACGAACGUAUACGCUUCUUAACAAAGAGGCACCCUGUUUACGAGAUCCUUGUGGCUUUGACGGCAUUUCCAUUCCGCCAAUUGAUUUUGUUAACCACGAGUUCAUUGGCGUUUCGGAAUUUUGGUAUACGACAAAUGAUGUUUUCGACAUGGGUGGAAGCUAUCAUUUUCCCAACUUUUACCAAAAGGUAGCAGAUUACUGUGCUUCCGACUGGGAAUCGAUGCUUUCACGACUGAACAAUAACCAACUAUCUUCCUCUACAGAUGAAAGCAAAUUAGAAAAACUCUGUUUUAAAGCUUCUUGGGUGAUAAAUUUUCUGCAUGAAGGUUUUGGUUUCCCUAAAACUAAUACAACAGAUACUGAUGAUCAACGUACAGACGGACUUGAAGUAAUACCGGCGUACCAUUCUCAUUUUACAAGUCUUGAAAAAAUUGAACAGACCGAAGUAAGCUGGACACUUGGUCAAGUGCUUUUGUAUUCAUCUAAUCAACAAUUCCUUCAAGACCCGAAAUAUGCAAAGUAUCAACUAAAUACAUUCGGAAAGUUGAUCCCCCCUAGAGGGUACUUCCAAAGUAGUUUGAGUGGAUUUGUCCCUGUCUUAGGUGUUUUCCUUUUCUUAUUCAUUUUUGGCUUUUUAUCCUACUUGUUGACUAAUAAUCCUAAGAGAAGGUCUAGGAUUAAAAAUUUUCUGCUUCGAUUUAGUGGUAUGAAGGGCAGGUAUAUUGUAAAUGCCCACGGUGACUACGAAGAUAUUGAAGAUUUUGAAGAUGAUAUGGAGAUGACGAACUUCUCAAAGUCGAAGGCUGCUCCCAUUCGCACUACCUCUAGCCAUAUUCUCGCUGAUCAUUUAGCCUUUAAUUUUAGUCGAGAACGAACACCAAGAUCUCCUUUGCCUUAAUUUGUUCUCACUGAGCAACUAUUUUGUCGUAAGCUAUUUACACUCGUUCUUCAAUUUAAAAUUUCCGUGAUACGUAUGCACUUCACGCUAAAGACAUACAUUUUCUUUCGUUCUUUCUACCUAUACAGCCUGCGUUUAUUUAUUAAUCCCUUUUCCGUUUCAAUAAUUCUCCAAUGUCAUGUUUAAUA
Molecule: messenger RNA, 2112 nt
Organism: Schizosaccharomyces octosporus yFS286
Lineage: Eukaryota; Fungi; Ascomycota; Schizosaccharomycetes; Schizosaccharomycetales; Schizosaccharomycetaceae
Product: nucleoside diphosphatase Ynd1
Exons: 1
Coding region: 206-1924 (572 amino acids)
Biological process (GO): nucleoside diphosphate catabolic process
Cellular component (GO): membrane
Molecular function (GO): nucleoside diphosphate phosphatase activity
Source: RefSeq, a predicted model, not a curated record